Molecule: messenger RNA, 198 nt
Organism: Amoebophrya sp. A120
Lineage: Eukaryota; Dinophyceae; Syndiniales; Amoebophryaceae
Source: the annotation of a GenBank genome assembly
GCCGGCAGUAUGGUCACAGCCACUGAGAGGAGGCACCAAGAAGAGGAAGAUGAAGAUGUUAUCAUGCGCGACGACGACCGACGCAAUUCUUCUUCUCCUCCUCCUUCACCGAAGAACGCACGGCUAUCAUCGCCGAUGAAUCAGUUGAACGAUAGUCAACAUGCCGAAGAGAACUACCACCACAGCUACGAAGAGGAG